UAUGUCACGCCCACCGCAGCCUGUUGUCCUGGAGACCGUGUACGUGUAGUCAUCCGGAGACGCGGAGGCGGAACUGCCAACAUGUGACAUGGCGGCCCUGGAUAGGGUGAAGGUGCUGGUGCUGGGGGACUCAGGUGUUGGGAAAUCUUCCCUCGUCCAUCUCCUGUGUCAGAACCAGGUCCUGGGUAACCCCUCGUGGACGGUGGGCUGUUCUGUGGAUGUCAGGCUUCAUGAAUACCGGGAAGGGACCCCAGAGGAGAAGACGUAUUACAUUGAGCUGUGGGAUGUUGGUGGAUCCGUGGGCAGCGUGAGCAGCAUGAAAAGCACCAGAGCCGUGUUCUACAAUGGUGUCAAUGGUAUCAUCCUUGUCCAUGAUCUAACUAACAAGAAGUCUUCUCAGAACCUGUAUCGCUGGUCAUUAGAGGUCCUGAACAGAGACCUGCAGCCGACGGGUGUGCUGGUGAGCAACGGGGACUAUGACCGGGAGCACUUUGCAGAUAACCAGAUCCCUCUGCUGGUCAUCGGCACUAAGCUGGAUCAGAUCCUGGAGGGGAAACGGACCGAGGUUCUGACCCGCACCUCCUUCCUGGCGGAGGACUUCAAUGCAGAGGAAAUAAACCUGGACUGCACCAGCACACGGUGUCUCGCUGCCGGAUCAUCCAACGCUGUGAAACUCAGCAGGUUCUAUGACAAGGUGAUAGAGAAACGGUACUAUUCCCGGGAUGGGACCACGAUCUCCGGGUUCACAGAUCGGAAGCGAUUUGGGGGAGGUUCGUUUAAGAGCAUCCACUACGACUGAGCCGCCCUCCGGUGCGCGGCGGAACGCUGAGCAGGAAACAACUGGGGCCAUUGUAUCUUUAGGACCCAAGCCUGGACCCUGCUGACAACCUGUGUUUUCUCCCCUGGCCGUGUCAGUGAGUCAGCGACUGCCCUGCCGGGUGACAGGACAAUGUGCCGCUGGGUGUAGGACUUGCCGGUGACUCCUCAGGGCCCCCGCCUUGCUAUAAAUGUCACACCCGCAGGAUACAGAGGCCGCCAGAGCUAUACUGCACAUUACUGGGAAUGCACAAGUAUGUGUGAGAUAGUGCCAGGGCCUGCCAAUGCCACACUGUGCCCACAGUGGCCGGUCACUGCCCUGCAUAACACAGACACGUCCCACGCUACGCGCCUCAUACUCUGUCCUAGUAUUGGUGUAGAGGCCCCCCUGUGACUCUCCGCUGUGUGGACUUCUCAGACCUGGAGUAACCUGAGACGCAGGACUCUGCUGUGCGAUGCAGGCUGUCACCGGCUGUACGUCUGCAUGGUUCCUGUGAGAGGCGUCACUCUCCAUAUAGAAAUCUCUAUACCUGGGUGUAUAUUGGGGAUGUGGCCACCCCAACACCAGAAGUCUCAGAGAGUGUUAAAAAUAAAUAUUUCCUAUUACACCGUA
Pseudophryne corroboree (corroboree frog) is the source of this 1429-nucleotide messenger RNA. RefSeq names its product RAB, member of RAS oncogene family like 3 (gene RABL3). NCBI's taxonomy places the organism in Eukaryota, Metazoa, Chordata, Amphibia, Anura, Myobatrachidae. Gene Ontology annotation, biological process: intracellular protein transport. Gene Ontology annotation, molecular function: GTPase activity. The coding region runs from base 89 to 799 and encodes 236 amino acids. The record is from RefSeq and is a predicted model, not a curated record. The transcript is spliced from 8 exons. Gene Ontology annotation, cellular component: endomembrane system.